Molecule: messenger RNA, 1225 nt
Organism: Mugil cephalus (flathead mullet)
Lineage: Eukaryota; Metazoa; Chordata; Actinopteri; Mugiliformes; Mugilidae
Product: glutamate-rich protein 2-like
Exons: 12
Coding region: 229-1074 (281 amino acids)
Source: RefSeq, a predicted model, not a curated record
AUUUCCGACAACUCUGAAGGUCACACUCGGCAGUAGUCGCUCCAUUGCUGUAGUAACGACUUUGGUUUACUUCCCUGUUACCUAGCAACCGUCGCCCGUUAUACCGUUAGCGGCCAGCUAGCAUAAGCUAAAUUAAUAUUAAAACGAGAAAGCCUUAGCUUGAAGGACAAGAAACUCUUGAAAAUAUUUCAUACACGAGUACUUAAGUUGCUCGUUAUUUUUUCCUCAAUGAGCAGGUUAGAGUGCUUCGGAAGGUCCUCCACCAUUUCACAGACACAGCUGGAUGUAGAACUGACCUCUGCUGAACCUCAUAAACCUGAUGACGCAGUGGGGAAAACCACAGCCACUGAAAAACCACAAAUUCUUGCUUGUGCACAGGAUCAUUCUGUAAAGGUCUCUAUCAAGAAGACACAAAAGUCUGAGGAAGAGGUCAAAACAAAAGAGUGUGCUCCAAGGGAGUCCAUCAGCAUAAUCACAAGACAAGGACAGCCGGCUAUGGGUCCUGUUGAGGAGCUGAAAAUUAAAGACCUGAAGAAGUCACGUGCCUCAACGGACUCAACGGUAACAGGAGGAACAGCACAUGCUCCCCCACCAGCUGAACCUACUCCCAUGCAUAAGGCAGAUGGGGAGGAAGAACAGGCCGAGGAAGAGGAUGAUGAGGAAGAAGACGUUAGUGCUCCAGUGGAGCUGAUAAUGCAGUUCCUCAAAGCUCUACUGGACAAAGACUUCCAGCUGGCCACUAAACUGUGUGAGAUGAUUCUCAUCUAUGAACCAGACAAUCCUGAGGCCUUGGAGUUCCUCCCACUGAUCCGGAAGAAGAUGGUGGAAGAGCAAGAGGCAGAGGAGAGCGAUGAUGAGGAUGAAGAAGAAGAAGAAGAUGAUGAUGAUGAUGAUGAUGAUGACGACGACGAUGACGACGAUGACGAUGAUGACGAGGAAGAUGCUGAGGAGUCGUCUUAUAGCUCAAGCAGCUCCUCUUCAUCUUGCUCCUCUUCCUCAGCAUCAGAUGACGAUGAGGAUGAAAAGCCAAUGAACAGACACAAGCCUUGUCCUCCUUCUCACAUUGUUCCCUAGAACUAUCGUAGUAAACCAGCAGGGCUGAGCUAGCUACUUUAAAUGUGCUAGUAGUAUUUAACCCUAAAGAUGUAUUUAUGUUAAUACAGAAGGGUCGAUUUAUGCAUCCCUUCAUAUUUCACCUGCAAAUAAAAUAUUUAGUUUGAACAAA